This is a messenger RNA of Oryza brachyantha (malo sina), 2251 nucleotides long. RefSeq names its product DNA damage-binding protein 2. NCBI's taxonomy places the organism in Eukaryota, Viridiplantae, Streptophyta, Magnoliopsida, Poales, Poaceae. Gene Ontology annotation, cellular component: Cul4-RING E3 ubiquitin ligase complex; nucleus. Gene Ontology annotation, molecular function: protein binding; damaged DNA binding. The record is from RefSeq and is a predicted model, not a curated record. Gene Ontology annotation, biological process: DNA repair; response to UV. The transcript has 11 exons. Bases 122 to 1867 code for a protein of 581 amino acids.
CAAAACCCCAGACCGACCAACCAACCCAACAGAGCGGAAGCCGAGGCGGCAAAGCGCUUCGUCUCCCCUUCCCUCGCCUCGCCACGCCUUCCCCUUUCCCGCCUCACACCCUCGCCGACACAUGGGCCCCACCACCCGCGCCCGCUUCGUCCACAACCGCCGCCGGCGGCCCGGGCCGUACGCCUCCGACGACGAGGAGGACCAGCAGGAAGCCUCCUCGUCUUCCUCAUCCUCCGACGAUGAGGAGGAGGAGGAGGACGCUGGCGAGGGCGAGGGCUCCGGAGAAGCCGAUGACGACGAUGAGGCGGCGGCCGAACCCUCGGGUAAGGAUGAGGUGGAGGAGGAGGAGGAGUCCCCCGUGGCGGCGGUGAGGAGCGGGAGGAAGGCCUCGAUCACCAUUAGUCUCAAGAAAGUGUGCAAGGUUUGCAAGAGAUCGGGCCAUGAGGCCGGGUUUAAAGGAGCAGUGUAUAUCGAUUGCCCCAGGAAGCCUUGCUUCCUAUGCAAGAUGCCAGGCCAUACAACUUUGAAUUGCCCACAUAGAGUAGCAAUGGAGCAUGGUGUUAUCCCGGCCUCUAGAAGGAACACAAACACAUCAUUGGAUUAUGUGUUUCAGAGCCAAGUUAAAGGCAAGAUUUCCAUGGUUAAGCCUCAGUUUCUGAUACCCAACCAACUGGAGUGUGGAAACAUAAAGUUUCACGAGAGGCGUGUGACCUGCUUGGAAUUUCAUCCAACUAAGAAUAAUGUGCUUUUAUCAGGAGAUAAGAAAGGGUUGUUAGGUAUUUGGGAUUACAUCAAAUUGCACGAGAAGACUACUUAUGAUUCUGUUCACUCCUGCAUUCUGAACAGCAUGAAGUUUGACACCGGCAAUGAUGGAUUACUAUACACAGCCUCUUCUGAUGGUACUAUCUGUAGCACAGACCUUGAAACUGGAAUUGGCUCCUCUCUAUUAAAUCUAAAUCCAAAUGGUUGGACUGGCCCGAGAACUUGGCGCAUGAUUUAUGGUAUAGACUUUAAUGCUGAGAAAGGUCUUCUUUUGGUGGCAGAUAACUUUGGUUUUCUCUACUUGCUGGACAGGCGGUUGAAGACAAGAAUUGGGCAUCCAAUUCUUAUACAUAAAAAGGGUAGCAAGGUGACCAGCCUUCAUUGCAACCCUGCUCAGCCUGAAAUUCUUUUAAGUAGUGGAAAUGAUCACUAUGCCCGUAUUUGGGAUACAAGGAAGCUGGAGCCCAACUCUCCCUUUGCGAGCCUUGCUCAUGGUCGAGUUGUUAAUUCAGGAUAUUUUUCUCCACAAAGUGGGAAUAAGAUCUUAACAACAUGUCAGGACAACCGAAUCCGUGUAUGGGAUUAUAUCUUCGGUAAUCUGGAAUCUCCAAGUAGAGAAAUUGUUCACAGCCAUGAUUUCAAUCGUCACUUGACUCCCUUCAAAGCCGAGUGGGAUCCAAAAGAUUACUCGGAAACAGUUGUAGUUAUUGGUCGUUACAUAAGCGAAAACUACAAUGGGAUUGCUCUACAUCCCAUUGAUUUUAUAGACACCAGUACUGGGAAGCUUUUGGCUGAGGUGAUGGACCCUGACAUAACAACUAUCAGCCCAGUGAACAAGCUACAUCCACGAGAUGAUAUCCUGGCUUCAGGAAGUUCUAGGUCCAUUUUCAUUUGGAAACCAAAGACUGAAGCUGAUGCCACUGAAGAGAGGAACAGAGAAAGGGCAAAAGAAUUUGUAUAUGGAUCAGGUAGCCAGAAAAAAUCAAAUGGCAAGCAUGAAAACAGUAGUGAUGAUGACUCAGAUGGCAGUCCUGAUGGAAAGAAGAAACCAAAGAAGACACGUUUCACUCAUACCGUGAAGGGAAAGGGCAAAUCCAAAGCUUGAUACUUUAUGAAGUUGAUGCACCAGCAAUUUUUGACAUAAACUACCCAUUGCCUGCUGCUGCAACAUCAUUUUUGUACUGUAUUGCCUCUUUUGCUGAAAUGCUGGAGGCCCUUAGUCGUAUACUGCAGCAGCCUUAAGGAGUAAAAUGUUUAGAAGUGGUAGACUCGGUUUUUGAAUAGUGUCAUGAUAGCCUUGCCGAUAGUACUUAAUAUAGUUGACUUAAUGCAGGAGCUAUGUACAUGAAGUUACUGAAUGACAAUAUGCUGAUCUACAACGUUGCCAAGUGAUUAGUGUAUAACUAUUUUAUCUGUGUGCAUACUAUUAUAAUUGCUUUCUGAGCAACGCAGAGAAGCAGAAAGCAGAGUAUGCAGUACCUGCCCAAAA